Messenger RNA from Cydia strobilella, 5278 nucleotides. RefSeq names its product casein kinase I (gene dco). The transcript has 8 exons. Gene Ontology annotation, biological process: endocytosis; signal transduction; positive regulation of canonical Wnt signaling pathway. Bases 288 to 1313 code for a protein of 341 amino acids. NCBI's taxonomy places the organism in Eukaryota, Metazoa, Arthropoda, Insecta, Lepidoptera, Tortricidae. Gene Ontology annotation, molecular function: ATP binding; protein serine/threonine kinase activity. The record is from RefSeq and is a predicted model, not a curated record. Gene Ontology annotation, cellular component: cytoplasm; nucleus.
AGCGUAGAUAAAAAUUAAAUUCCUCAUGUGCGUGUGUAGGUAGAAUAGGUUCAAUCUAAAUUUUAUAAGUAAUUUGUAUUAUAAAGAAAGAUUUAACUUUGUUGAUGCGUUAUUCUAUAUAUUUUUUGGUAUCUAAGGAUUGCGAAGAAAUACAGUCUGCAACAAAUUCCACCCAAGAUUACUGAGUUCACCUAAAUACAGAUCUGCGUCUAUCGCAAUAUGGCCGUCCUGUAAUGAUUCGGUGGUCAGUGAUAUUAUUGUGAUUUCAUCUCCUACGAACAAUCAACAUGGAACUGCGAGUCGGUAACAAAUACCGACUGGGUCGUAAGAUCGGUUCGGGGUCUUUUGGAGAUAUAUACCUUGGCACCAAUAUUGUAACUAGAGAAGAGGUAGCUAUCAAAUUAGAAUGCAUCAAGACAAGGCAUCCACAACUACACAUAGAAAGCAAAUUUUACAAACUAAUGCAAGGAGGAAUUGGUAUACCUGCUAUCAAAUGGUGUGGAUCAGAAGGUGACUACAACGUUAUGGUAAUGGAGCUGUUAGGCCCAUCCUUAGAAGACUUGUUUAACUUCUGCUCUCGCCGCUUCUCCCUCAAGACUGUUCUCCUCCUAGCUGAUCAGCUGAUUACUCGUAUUGAAGACAUACAUUACAGGAAUUUCAUUCAUAGAGAUAUCAAACCAGAUAACUUUUUGAUGGGAUUAGGUAAAAAAGGGAAUUUAGUGUAUAUAAUAGAUUUCGGCUUAGCAAAGAAGUACAAAGACCCACGCACUCUGCAGCAUAUUCCAUACAGAGAAAACAAGAACUUAACAGGUACCGCAAGGUAUGCAUCCAUCAACACUCACCUGGGCAUCGAGCAGUCGCGCCGCGACGACCUGGAGUCGCUGGGCUAUGUGCUCAUGUACUUCAACCGCGGCAGUCUGCCCUGGCAGGGGCUUAAGGCCGCCACUAAGCGCCAGAAGUAUGAGAGAAUAUCCGAGAAGAAACUGUCCACGCCCUUUGACGAGCUAUGUAAAAACCACCCGAUCGAGUUCCAACUAUACCUGAAGUACUGCCGACGGCUGCGCUUCGAAGAGCGGCCCGACUACAGUCACCUGCGGCAGCUGUUCCGCACGCUGUUCCACCGGCAGGGCUUUACCUACGACUAUGUGUUCGACUGGAAUAUGCUCAAGUUCGGAGGCCAACGCGGCAACUACCAGGCUGCAGCCAAUGACCGCACGCUUCGUCGUCAUGAACCAAAUCAAGAACAAGAAACAACGGCGGGCGCAGCGGGGCAGCCGAGCACGACGGUGGCGGCCAUCUCGGAGUGGCGGUGAGGGGUGGCGGCCCGGCGUCCGGCGCCCGGCGCCCAGUACGUACACGUGCACAUAGUGGAUCACGUGUUAGACUAACAUUUUCUAUGCGUUCACGUUGUAAUGUUCAUUUUUUCAAUCGCGGGACCUCCCGGGUCUUUGAGUAUGAAAUUGACGAUUUUUUUCUUUUUGUCCUUCGGCUGCGGACUGCGGAUUACGUUACGUUCGAAAAUGCUUAUUGUUUGAUAAGUGGAGUGGAUUUGCUUUUUGUAUAUAAUGAAGAGUAUAAAAUAUCUUAAUUUGGUUAUCGGAUCAGAGUGAAGAUGAAGGGAAAAGUGUUGUUUUACGUUUUUUCCUUAUUUAAGAAUUUUAAAUUAUGCGUGAUUGUCCGGCGUUUUUAAAUUGAAAACGAUCUCAAUUUGAUUAAAUUGUACGGAGACACAGUUUUCUGAAACGACAAUUUCAUACUUUUAGACGUUAUUUUAUGCUCAGUUGUAAUGUAAUGUAGUAGAGGCGGUCGGAUCGCUUCGCGGGAUGGCGGGUGGCGAAGCGCGAGUGUGCGUGUGUUGCGACACCUGCUCCUCUUGCGCCGCCCGAGGAUGUGGAUCAUCUCCCGCCAGAUUGAAUAUCCCCUGUAGAAGGACCGCGUCCCGAAAGUAUUAAAGUGCAAUAUAAUAGAUAUAAUUAAUGUCAUUAACGGGUCUAACGCGAUUAAAUUUCAUUAUUUUACCGUCGCGUUGGACCCGUUAAUGACAUUAAUUAUGUGUACAAAACGCGAGAGUUUAAAGUGUUAUAUUGCAAUAUGAUAGGUCUGUCGCGCCCCCGAAUGACAAUUUCAUUUUAUUUUAUUUAAUGAUCCGAGGGCAAAUGUGAACCGAAAGUUUCGAUUGAAAUUACUUGUAGCACGCCCGAGAACUGGCCGAGAGUUAUGUGGUUAUCUUGAGAAUGAUUUGAAGCGGUUGAAAUUUAUUUUGCUGUUAAGAAACAGUCUUCCAUGUUUAUUUAUUCGUGUCCUUUGCUAAAAUCUUCGCAUGAACUUAACAUUCUAUUGUACCGUUUUUCUGGCCAACUAUAAAAAAAUGCUUUGAGGUAUUUGAAAAAAAAAACAUCUAACAAAGAAUAAACUGCAGGGCUUCGUCACUUUUUCUUUAAUAUAUGACAUCUAUUUCAGUUUAUACUUUAUAUAUAGUAGUGUGACUACAUACUUAAAACACAAAUCAAAAAUAUUUAAUAAAAUAAUUUGAUUUGUUCCCAAAGUUGUGCUAAUAAAGUGCAAAUCUAUUUUCUUUCAAACAACAUGUUUUUCUAAAUUAAAUGUGGGUUGGAUUUAUGUUUUGUAUUCCGUAGUAUGUGUACUACACUUACCUACAACAUGAUGAAUUUAAGUAACCACAGUGUUUCUAGUUACUGAACAAAAACUUCAUGAUCUCAUCUUGAUUACCAAAUUGACGAUUUGUUCUGACUCGUGAACUGGUUACCAAAUCUAUCUUUAAACUAGACAAUUAAUGAACGUACAAUAUGCUUAAACGCGUUGUAUUUACGUAUAAAUAAUUGGUCCUUAAAAGUGGUUACACUAAUUAGUUUUUUUAAUUCUAAUUCCCUUACAAUCUUGCGCGGUUUUUAUCUUUGACAUUUAAUGACACUCGCCAAAAAUUGUAAAUGCCAAGAAUUGAAGAAUUGUAUAGGACAAGAUAAAUCAAUUAAAAUGAUAUAGCCGGUCAAACAAGUUAGUCAGUAGAAAAAGGUGCGAAAUUCAAAUUUUUUAUGGGACGAUAACCCUUCGCGCCUACAUUUUUUAAAUAUGCCCCUCUUUUUUAUUGACGGAAAUUGCUUGACAGAGUAUAGCUUUGAUCUUGUACAUUUUUAACGCAAUGUCAUGGUUGUUAUUGGGAUAGGUACAACUGGCCUGGUCUCUUGGCGUCGCUGGCGAGCAAAUAGUUACUUUAGUCAACAUUCGUCUCACUGCAUCUUACUUUCAUAAUCCAAAACUUCCUUUCUUUACGAUAAUCUUCUUCAAUUAACUACUGGAAGGCAGUUUGAACAGAAUUUAUAUGCAGAAUUUUAAUAUAAAGUAAGUUGUGCAAUAUUAAUACGGUUUUUGGUAGAUUUUCAUCAAGCAAGAGAUUCCGCUCACCACCAAUAUAUAGAACGAAAUUUGUAAAUAUAUCAUAAGAACCGCGUGUAAACGAUAUUGUGCGCUCUCAGUAUGUUCAUGCGAUGGAUGUAUCAUUUAAUCAUACUGAAAAGACGAGUAAACCGGAAUGGACCACACUUUUUUAUGUGACUGAGAAUUAGGUUCAAUUUUGUGUAAAUAUUAUAAUUAGACUUGUGUUGGGUUAAAAAAAAGUUUCAAGAUAUUAAGCGUUUAGUUUUUAAAUCAUUAUAUAUAGUGGAUAUCGUAAUGACGAGCACUUCGGGUCCUAACCCCUCCAAUGGUUUUAGUUUGAACAGUAGUCUGGCACGUUUUGGCUGCAUGUAUAUUUUAGUUGACACAACAGGGUAUGUAUUGGCAUUUUUGAUUUAGGUAAACAGUCGGUGAAUGGGAGACACAUUGACGAGGUACCUAUCUGUCACUGCCAAAUAAAAACUCCAGUACUCGUAAUUAUUGUCGGGGCUGAUGAAAUAUUUUUGUCAGCCAUUGUGUAAUCAUAUAAAUUGAAUGUAUUCCUGGCGCUAAUUCUUUGGUACCCAUCUCUCACUGUUUUCGGACGGUAUCAAAGUUUAACAUAACUCAAUGUUUUUCGUAGAUAUUUUGUAGUCGAGAAGUGCGUGAAUAAAAUAUCCAAAUAAGUUUUAUGAUAUUGUGUUACUAAUUCUUAUGUUAAUAUAGUAGUUCAUGAUAUCUGUUGUCCAUUUUAUUAUAACAUUUAUAACAAGGGCAAUGCCGAAAACUCGUAGUUCUUGUAUUUCACCAAGACGUUGACCCUAACGUUUAUUAUUAUGACAUUUAUGACGCUAAACUGUUAUUUUGUUAAAGCGUGACGUCUUUGGUGAGAUAAGAGAAGUAUAUUUCCAGUGACAUCACGGCGCCGCUGCACCCGCAUUAUGUAAGAGUGCGUUCCAACAGACGAAAGAUUUGGACUUAAUUUUGUAUAUAAUAAUAUAAGAAACUUAGAUAAGCUGACACACUGUUUUUUACAAUAUCUUAGGUAAUAGUGGUAAAUACAUAACUGUUGUAGCGAUAAUUAAUGCCUUCCAAAUUAUUUUGCUGUUAUUGUACACAUACCUUUGAUUGCGUCUAAUUCUGUGUAGUAGCCUGUUGCGUGCUGCGUGUAAAUAUUAUUGAUUUAUAUUCGUUAUGGUAAUGAUCUGUCGAUUUUUUACGCCCGCGAAUUGCUGCGCUCAGACAAAAUAAACCGCCGCUAAAUCAAUAUAAUUGUAACAGGGUCAUUCUCUGAGAAUAUGUCUGCGGUUGCCUCUAAUUGUCACGACUCUUUCCAUACAUUUUGUAUGGAUCGCGGCAAUUAGACCGCAGACAUAUUUUUUGAGAAUGGCCCAACUGAGAAAACAAGUCUUCUUGCAACGUACAUGCAAUACGUUUAUAUAUAAUGGCUUAACUGUUUAUAUGUGUCUCAUGUACUCAUGUAAACCUUCGCAUGGGUGACGAUUGAACGACAUGUGAAGUACUGUGCAAUCAUAUUACCUACAUUAUGUAACGACGACUUGAUACGGCUCGAUUUAUCUAGUACUGACGCAUUUAGAUAACAAAAUAUAAACACAAACUUCCUAACAAAUUAUUCGAACUGAAUAUUCACUAUCUAAAACUAGUAACAACAAUUAUAUUUCUUCGAGUAUACCAGAGUGUUUCUUUAAUUUAUAUAUGAUAUGUAUGAUGUCGUGUAUUUUGUUCUUUAUAAAUACAUAAAUUAUGCUAGCCUGUAUAGCUUAGCAUAUGCAUUACAUAUACCUAUAUAAAUUGUUAUGCUUGCAUUGUUUCCAAUGUCCAGUAUGUAUUUAAUUCCUUUGGCACAAUAAACAGUAAAUAAUAA